Panicum virgatum (switchgrass) is the source of this 1200-nucleotide messenger RNA. RefSeq names its product ethylene-responsive transcription factor 3-like. The transcript has a single exon. Gene Ontology annotation, molecular function: DNA-binding transcription factor activity; DNA binding. Gene Ontology annotation, biological process: regulation of DNA-templated transcription. NCBI's taxonomy places the organism in Eukaryota, Viridiplantae, Streptophyta, Magnoliopsida, Poales, Poaceae. The coding region runs from base 228 to 830 and encodes 200 amino acids. The record is from RefSeq and is a predicted model, not a curated record.
GGUGGUGGAGACGGACGCGAGCGCGAGGGAGGAGAAACCGAAAGCGAGCGAGCGCAAAAAAGCCGGAAAAAACCAAGAAGACCUGGGGCGCAAAGGGAGCCCAGAGCAGGGGGAUGGAAGAAAAUAAACUACUGGCCAAACCCUAGCCGAGCCCCGGGUCCGCUCACCGCCUUCCCACCCACCCACCUGCCCCCCCCCCCCCCCCCCCCCCGCCCUCGCCGUCCGCGAUGCGCCGGGCGAAGCCGCCGCAGCCGCAGCCGUCGCCGUCGCCGGAGAUCCGGUACCGCGGCGUGCGGAGGCGGCCGUCGGGGCGCUACGCCGCCGAGAUCCGGGACCCGGCCAAGAAGACCCCGAUCUGGCUCGGCACCUUCGACUCCGCCGAGGCCGCCGCGCGCGCCUACGACGCCGCCGCCCGAUCCCUCCGCGGGCCCACCGCCCGCACCAACUUCCCCAGCGCCGCGGCCCCCGCGCCGCGGCACAGCAGGCCCCCCGCCCCCUCCGCCGCCGCGCAGGCGGCUGCCGCGGCGGCAGCGGCCACGUCCAGCCACAGCAGCACCAUAGAGUCGUGGAGCGACGGCGCGACCCGCGCCGCGCUGGCGCGUAGCGCUGCCUCCGUCCUGGCGCGCAGCGCCGCUCCGACGGAGGAAGACGAGGACUGCCGCAGCUACUGCGGAUCCUCGUCGUCCGUCCUCUGCGAAGACACUGGGGGCGACGAUGCGGCCGCCUCCCGCGCGCCCCUGCCGUUCGAUCUGAACCUGCCGCCGCCUCAUGACGCGGCCACCGAGACCGAUCAGAUGGGUGCCCGCUACGACACGUUGCUUCGCCUCUAGCUCACGAGAACGACGGGAUCCCGUCCGAACCAGAAAUCAGAGGAAGGAUCGGGACCAAGCACUGCUCUCUGCUUCAACGGUGUCCUCCUUUGGCUGCUGAUCCGGUGGUGUUCUCUCGCUAGAUGGAUAAUUCUUGCCUUUUCCCUUCUUUUUCUUUCUUUUUUCUUCUUUCUUACCACGAUGAUGAAGAAGAUGAUGAUUUGAUAUGUGAAUAAUUCUGUCAUGUCCAUGUAAGCUGUGAGGAAGGAAAUCUGAGCUUUUUCUUAUCUUUCUCUGGUAUUUUGAGUGAUAUUGCUACUGUUGUUUCAUUAGUUGGAAAGAAUAUGGAAGAAAUCUAGAAAAAAAUAUUUAUAGAGACCAUUUGUUGCUA